AUGGAAACAACAACAACAUCUCCCCCAUCAAAUUUCCGGUUUAGAGAUCACGGUCCAGAUAUGGACAACGGAGAAUCAGUUGUCGGUGAUACGAGUUCUGAAUUGUCUUCAGUCACAAGCGACGAUGAAGAAUCUGAUAUCGAGUCUGGUGAGCUGCUUGCAUCCAUGACUGCCAAGGGAAUUAAUCAUUUAUGUUUAGAACUCAAUGAACUGAAGCAAGCAUCACAAGUCGAUUUCCAGGAUAACAUAAUUUCCAAUUAUGCAUCCUUCAUUAGGGUAUUUAGAGAAACAGAAGGUAUAAACAAUGAAGUCAUGCAAUUGAAAUAUCAUAUAAUGGCCCAAAAACAGCUUGUAAGGAAUUUAACAGAUGAUGUUGAUCUACAAACUGUAUUGGAUGAUAAUCGAAUGGACAGGGUUCUUGAUGAGUCCACAAUUGAUGAUCAAAACCCGACAGUUUUCUUUAAGGCUUGCGUAGAUGAAGUUUUAGAAACUCUUGACAACCUUUUGUUUGAGCAUAGAUUAGAAGAAGCAUUGGACAUUUUUGAGACGGAAGAUGGUGAUUCUCCGAAAGUCAAAUUUCAUGAAGAUAUUCCACCGGAUGUUUGGAUGGCUUAUAAAUCUGACAUGGCAGAAAGGAGGGUCAUGCUUGCUGAUAAGCUGACACUAGUGGCAGACAACCCAAGAGUGUCCGCAGCAGAACUGCAAAAGUCAUUAGGAGGGCUUUCUAGGCUAGGUUUUGAUCAUCUUGCUACUCGUUUACUGCUCAAGUACUACCAUACUCGUAUUGCAUCUGGUGUGAAAAACUUGCAGUCCUCCACGGGAUAUCUGCCUGGGCUUUACGUUCAUGAUUUAGCAAAAUUGAAUUUUUCUUUGAUUUCUCAAGCUGCCAGAAGUUUUGUUAUGUUAUAUGGAGAAACUUCUCCUUAUGAUUCAGAACUCAUGAAAUGGGCUUGUGAGGAAACUGAAGCGUUUGCUGGUUGUUUCAAUAGGCAUAUAAAAUCGAUGUCACAAAUUGGCGGUGGAUUGUCAACAUUGGUCGACACUCUGCAUUUUGCCACGUCAUAUUGCUCUAUGCUAAAAAGCCAAAAGUUAGUGUUACUACCAUGCUUGAUUGAACAUAUCCUUCCUAGCGUGGAAGGUAUUUUGAAGGCUCAUUUUGACCAUUUCAAGAAAGUUAUCAGCAUCUUCACAUCUAGUGAUGUUUGGGUUAUGGGAAGAUAUCUUGUCUCUUCAAUGUUCACGGAAGGGACCACGUCAACUCUUUUCAGUCAACAGCCUGAAUAUUGCUUGCUCACCAACAGCGGCAGGAAGUUUGUGUCGCUGCUACAGACUGUUAUUGAAGAAGUUUCAUCUUUGGUUCCGAUCUUCGGAACCUCAAUUCUUAAUGAGCUCAUGGAAAUAUUUAUGGAGUACAGCUCCAUCCUUGAAAGAGCCCUCGCCUAUGAAACAAAUGAUGCUGAGGAAGGUGCACCAAGAAUAAAAAUGGCAGAAUCACUGUCACAAAAAGUUUCCAUAAUUGCCAAUCUAUCAACGCUUGAACAUUUCUUCUCCAGUGUGAUUAGGAACCUCUUCAAGGGGGUAAAUCACUUGAAGAUUGUAAUGGAUGGAAGCAUGAUAUCAAUUGCAGAUGCCUGCAGUAAGCUGAGAACUCACAUCUGCAAGCAAUUUAUACGUCAGAUAAUGUCUAAUGAAGAUACUAGUAUUAGGGAUCAUAUUGACUCUGACUUGUUCCAGGGUCUGAUGCCUUCUCCUCCUUAUCAGAUACUAUUUCUGGAACUAAGGAAAGUCGAAGAACUUACAGAAGACAGUGUCAAUGAAUUCGAUUGGUUGGCGAGCCUACUGACAGAACUAGUUGAGACUGCAUUUGAUUGGAUUUUAAGAGACCGCGAAACCUGGGUGACAUGUUACAACGAUGAAACAACUGAUAAGCAAUCUGAUAGAUUGACUCAGUUUUCCCUUGACAUGCAAUUUCUGGUCGAAAUUGCAAGGCGUGGAGGGUAUUUAACCACCAAUAUGAUCAACUCUUCAACAGAUCUUGUAUCAAAAAUGGAAUCAGCUAUUGUUUCUAAGGGGUUUGAUCUAAACAGGUGCGUGGUUGAUUACAAGAAGGUUGCAAACUCUGCAAUAGAAGCCAUAAAACAGCUUGAAGCACUGGAAGAGCAAAAAUGGCGCUCGGGUAUCGACAUUCAUAAGUUUGACGAUAACAGUAGUGAAGAAUAUCAACCACAUUUUUCAAGCAACUCCAUUGAAGAUGUUGACACACAAAGCUGCUCAGAAGUUUCAUUUGGAACAGCAGAUCUCUCAGAUGAAGAAACCAACCCACUGGAGCUUAGUGAUCAUGAGGCUGAAGUCAGAAACCGAGAAGAUUGUGGCGUAAAUGGAUCUAAAGAAAUCAUAAGCGAUAAAAUGGCGAAGCUGCCAUCAUCAGAAAUGACUAAUACAAAAGAUUUGGAUGAUAAUAUUCUUGUAAAAGAUGAAGCAGAUAUUGAAGAUAGCAUCGUAGAACCAGAGCAUUUUGCCUAACGUGAAAAAGCAUAGGUUAUGCAGAAACAAUGCAAGUUAGA
Messenger RNA from Erigeron canadensis, 2564 nucleotides. RefSeq names its product exocyst complex component EXO84A-like. Gene Ontology annotation, biological process: intracellular protein localization; exocytosis; Golgi to plasma membrane transport. Gene Ontology annotation, cellular component: exocyst. Lineage: Eukaryota; Viridiplantae; Streptophyta; Magnoliopsida; Asterales; Asteraceae. The transcript is spliced from 7 exons. The record is from RefSeq and is a predicted model, not a curated record. The coding region runs from base 1 to 2523 and encodes 840 amino acids.